Molecule: messenger RNA, 1173 nt
Organism: Haemonchus placei
Lineage: Eukaryota; Metazoa; Nematoda; Chromadorea; Rhabditida; Trichostrongylidae
Source: the annotation of a GenBank genome assembly
AUGUUACUGAAUCACGGCUUUCUAACCUGGAUAACUCGUCCAGACCAAGAGUUUUCUUUUGGAACCGCACGAGUUUUUUUUUGUCGGUGUACAAUAAAUAAUUAUAAAAGGCACGUAAUGUACCUAUUACUCAAAACUUACCUUGAGCAAUCUCGACAAUGCCACGUGCUCGUGAUUGGUGGUUCACUCGUGGCCCACAGUUUCACAUGCACCCCUAUGAGAGAAGUAGGGCCAAGUCUUCGACAAUUUUUCUACAAUGAUUUUUUUCAGGUACAAAAAACUUUUGCAACAGCAUUGGAUCAGCCAAUGAUUGUCAGAGAGCCGCUAGGUGUCGUACUGAUUAUGUCACCGUGGAACUACCCACUAACGACUCUUCUUCUACCUCUCAUACCUGCUAUAGCUGCUGGUAAUACUGUGGUCAUCAAACCGUCAGAAGUUUCCGCUAACACCGCUGCCGUUUAUGAAAAACUCUUUCCAAAAUAUUUCAAACCGGAAUACCUCAGUGUCAUAAAUGGAGGCGUCCCAGAAACAACGGAACUUCUCAAGGAACGAUUCGAUCACAUUCUGUAUACCGGUUGUCCACCAGUAGGGAAAAUUGUUAUGGAAGCCGCUGCGAAACAUUUAACUCCACCCCGUUGUGAUCGAAGACGAUCUAUCAAUGAAUUUUAUGGUAGCGAUAUCAAAGCCAGUAGAGAUUAUUCGCGGAUCAUCAAUCAAAGGCAUUUUGAUCGUCUCAAUUCACUUCUGGACUCCUCCAAAGGAACAAUUCUUUUCAUUGGCGACGAUCCCUUCUUACACGAUGAGCCAUUCCUACCACCAACUCAUCUAAACUCCCACCAAUUUUGUUUUCAGAUUUUCGGCCCAGUGUUGCCUGUACUUACCGUCAAGGAUCUCAGUGAAGCCAUAGAAUAUAUCAAUGAGGGUGAAAAACCGCUCGCGGCAUAUAUCUUUACUCGAAGUGACUCAAAAGCGAAGCGAUUCUACAUGGAAACGAGUAGUGGUGGUGUAACCAUCAAUGACGUAAUCAUGCACAUAACUGUUGAUACACUUCCGUUUGGUGGCGUGGGAACUUCGGGAAUGGGACGAUAUCGCGGCAGAUUUGGUUUCGACACUUUCACGCAUGAAAAGGCGGUGUUGAAGCGAGGUUUCUUCGGCGAAUCCCUUUUGAGGUAA